This is a messenger RNA of Penicillium vulpinum, 1278 nucleotides long. RefSeq lists its product as uncharacterized. Bases 1 to 1278 code for a protein of 425 amino acids. The record is from RefSeq and is a predicted model, not a curated record. Lineage: Eukaryota; Fungi; Ascomycota; Eurotiomycetes; Eurotiales; Aspergillaceae. Gene Ontology annotation, molecular function: hydrolase activity, acting on carbon-nitrogen (but not peptide) bonds. The transcript has a single exon.
AUGACCACCCGCUUGAAAGAGCUGGGCGCGCAACAACCCCCAGUAUUCAGGAUAAACCUCUCCAACCCCCCAGAAGAGCGGUACACAGCUCUUGCCCAUCUCUACAAAGACCGAAUGCGCUCCGUGACGAGCAUAUUUGACGACGUGAUCCACAAUCUCUCCCCAAAAAUUCCAACAAAACCAAUCCACUGGCUUGCACGACUCUUCCUACGCAGACUCUACACAGACGAAGAAACAGCCGAGAUCCGCGGCAUCAGUCGGGUAACGGGCAUCCCCCUCUACCUUCUAAUCUGCCUGAAUGUGGUUCUGGAUCUAUUAAUGGGAUGCACGAGUGGCGGUGUACGAAUGCUUGACGGACUCUGGACACGAAUGAUCCACUUCCGGACCUUGGACUGGGGAAUGGAUCCACUACGCUCACUGAUCGUGCAGCUUGAAUUCGUGCGUGACGAUGCGCCGGAUAAAGUGCUCGCAACGUGCAUCACGUAUGUGGGCUUUGUGGGGAUUCUCACGGGUGUGCGGAAAGACCUUAGUGUUUCGCUCAAUUUCCGAGCUGUGCAUGACUCCAGUCGGAAUAUGGGGUUUUACUUCAAUUAUUUGCUUGUUUUGCUCGGUUUGCGACAAUCUAUUACUUCGCUGCUACGGCAGUGUGUUCUUCCCAGUGUGAAGGCGGAGGGAUCGACGAGACUCUCGAAUACUUCCACUCUUGAGGAAAUCCUGGAUGAAGUGCCUUGCUUACGUACGACGGCUGCGUACCUGAUUUUCUGUGAUGGAAGUAGCAUUGUUGCGAUGGAAAAGGACUAUGAGACUGCGUGUUGGCGCAGGUCGAGUUCUUUCCUUAUCAAAACCAACCAUGACGAGGAACCGAGCUUGGUCAUGGAUGAGGCUAUCGUGAAUGACAGAGGAUAUGCGGGCCUGCGUAUGUCAAAUGGCAUGCAGAGCAUGGCGGAGAUUAUCGAGGAGAGUAAAGAGCGGCAAGCUUCGAUGCAGGAAAAAUGGGAUCGCAGAGUGCGGGAUCAUGGAUUUUUCCAACAACAACUCAAGAAGCGGAGAAUUAAAGAGGUUGCUAUUCCCCGUUCACAGUCAAUUCAUUUGAAGUGGAAACGGAAUACGAAGAUCGGGGAAGAUCUUGAGUCUAAGGUGUCGGUUACUCUUGGGACAGUGCUUGGAUGGCUUUGCUCGGACCCAAUUGUUAAUGAGGAUACCCAUUACGCUGUGUUGAUGGAUCCUGUCGAAGGCCGGUUUAUCUAUUCAGGCCAGUUUCCAGCUCAGGUCUCAUAA